AAUAGUUAACUGAACUGGCAGGAUUGUGCGUACCUCAACAAAGCCACUGCAGUGAGAGAGGGAAAACACUGAAUGGGAGGAGAUGAACAGCCUGUCAGAGAAGGGCUAUGCUUUCUAGCUAGUGCAGUCCAGGCUGCUGCAAUGACAGUCUGAAGGUUGCAGCAGCAGCAGCAACAGCAGCAGCUUCUGACAUCUGCAUUCAAAUCGAACUCCAGCCUUCCAUUGUAAGGAAAACCACUAUUCUGCAGAAAAGGGCUUGCUUGUCGGGGAUCCUUGAGACAUGGCCAAUAAUAACCAGGCCAGCUUACAGGAUGCCCAAAGCAGGCAUUGCAAGUUUUUAUCAUAUAUGUUCUACCAGGCUGUCCGAGACCACAAGCCUGUAUGGAUGCUGGAAGACAUGAGGACUAUGGAAUAUUUUUACUGGGAGGAAAAUGACACCCAGAGGACAUACUCACCAUCGGAAGCUCUACUCUAUGCAGUGGUGCAUAACCACUUGCCUUAUGCCCAAUAUCUGCUGUCUCAUUUUCCAGAGGAGGCACUCAAAGUCCCCGGAGAACAUUUCUGCUACUGCCCAUCCUCUGCCCCUCACUUAGCCAUGGCUGUAACUUAUGACAGGAAAGACAUUUUGGGGUUGAUCAUCAGCAUCGCACACAAGCUGCCCAGCUUGAACUCCUACAUCAACAGGACCGGCUGCUUUCACCUGGAAGAUGGAAAGACUCCCCUACAUCUUGCUUGUGAGCUUCUGAGGUCAGAGACUGUCCUCAUCCUCCUAGGGAAUGGGGCCUCCCCCAGGAUAGAAGACAGCAAAGGGCUCACCCCCCUGGAUGUCAUCCUCGAGCAGAUGUGGGACUCUAAAGUCAAUGUGGCAUCCAAAAAGCGUUGUCUUGAUUACCUUUUGCUGUUCAUGCCCAGCCCCCGGUUCAAGAUGCAAAAGGUCCUGCAGGAGCAUCCAGAACACUGGACCGUUUUGCUAGGGGAGGACAAGUUCAACAGCCUGGUGGGGAAGACACCUGCAUCCUUAUACCUUCAAGCUAUGCAAACCAUACUCCAGACUCUCCCGCCUUCCCAUUUCCCUAAAAGCAUCCAGGAACUACCUAUACCUCAGGCAUUAAAGCCCUUGCCUUGUCUGGGUAGACAGCAUCCAAGGGAAAAAUGGUGUGCUACAGUCCUAGUCCAUCGCUUAGGCCACUAUACCACACCAGCUGUCAAUGACGUUUGAAACUACUGUACAUAUUCAGAGCACUGCCUCCAAGAAGGCUAAGAAACAGAUGCCUUGGUCCAAUUACCAGUCCCAAUUAGAGUAAACCCAUUUGAUCAGUCAGUGAACUGUAAACCCCACUGAUCUAAUGUUACCACUCUAGCUGAAAGUAGCAGUUGGGUAAAGGCUAGAGUAGUGAUUCCCAAACUUUGGUCUUCCAAGCGUUUUGGACUUCAACUCCCAAAAGCCCCAGCCAUCUUGGUCAACAGUCACGAAUUCUGGGAGCUAAAGUCCAAAACAUCUAGUGGGUUAAAGUUUGGAAAUCACUGGGCUAGAGGUUCCAGUCCCUUUGAGCACAAUCAACUGAAUUCUGUGUUUGAAUGCUGAAUGUUUAAAAAAAAUCAGUUUCAAAAAUAAAAAUACAUGUUUUGCUUGACCAAAUAAAUAAUUAAUAAAACCAGAAAAACUGCUAAUUGGGAAGGAGUUGUGUAUUUGUUUCAGCUAUUCACAUUCUCCCUUAGUACUUAAGUUUCCAUUGGGACAGUUUGAUGUUUACUGAUAAGCCAAUCACUGAAUGUAGCUUUCUUAUAUGGUGAAGCCAUAUUUUGUAAUUUAAGAUUCUUUCCAUCUCUCUUCCUUCCCUUAUAUUACAAAAAGAAAAAGAAAAAAGGACCAUGUCACUGUACUUUACUCUCUGCAUGUUAAAAGAUGAAGAUCGUAAUAUGUAC
Sceloporus undulatus (fence lizard) is the source of this 1926-nucleotide messenger RNA. RefSeq names its product ankyrin repeat domain-containing protein 9-like. Gene Ontology annotation, molecular function: protein binding. The transcript is spliced from 2 exons. The record is from RefSeq and is a predicted model, not a curated record. NCBI's taxonomy places the organism in Eukaryota, Metazoa, Chordata, Lepidosauria, Squamata, Phrynosomatidae. The coding region runs from base 281 to 1219 and encodes 312 amino acids.